This is a messenger RNA of Dunckerocampus dactyliophorus (ringed pipefish), 7811 nucleotides long. RefSeq names its product PH domain leucine-rich repeat-containing protein phosphatase 1-like. The record is from RefSeq and is a predicted model, not a curated record. Bases 332 to 5482 code for a protein of 1716 amino acids. NCBI's taxonomy places the organism in Eukaryota, Metazoa, Chordata, Actinopteri, Syngnathiformes, Syngnathidae. The transcript is spliced from 17 exons. Gene Ontology annotation, molecular function: protein binding.
CCCGCCCUACCCUACACACUGACCGUCAAUCAUCUGUCUCUCCAUUCUCCAACAGCGGACGCCUCCUCUUACUGGCUUCCCUGAUGACAAACUACAACUGUCUUUAAAAUUUUAGCUCUUAGUGGAGAGCUAAAGGAGGUAUUUAAGAAUGGGGUGAUGUGGUGCGGUAACUCUUUGGACGAGCUACGCAGCACCUUAGCAUGCUAGGCUAACGGAGAGCCACAUUCAUUUGACUGGCCGGAGUGGUAAGUAACUGAGCGAGCUAAAGGCUCCGCGCUAACGAAGGCUAGCAUUCAGCUGCAGGCUGUCUUUACUAACCACCGCGAACGGGAUGGAACGUGUGAAGGAACACGAGUGUGGGGCCCUUUCAACUUCGCAAACACCACAGUGGACGCCAGAGCCUAAUCAUGACGGUGGUCCAGCGAAAUCUAUUGGAUUUACAGCGAUAUCUGUUGGAAAGCGACCAUCCAUCGGGGAAGAUGAGGGUGGAGGCGCUGAGGCAAAACUCUUAGGGAAGGGAAUUGCAGCCACCUCCCUUCUCCAGAUUGCAAUAAGGAAUGGGAUCUAUCAAAACCAAGUUGCUAACGCGAUUGGUGGCGCCAAAAAUAACAUGUCAGCGGUGAAGACAGCUAACAUCUACAGUCUGUCUUCCGUCAACAACAGCACUUCUCCCAACUCUUUGCUGAGCAAACGACGCCAGCGGCACAAGAGGAAUCUAUCGCUGGGUUCCCCGCCGACCAGCUGCUCUCCCGGGGUGUCUGCUGCGGAGGCGACCAGCCCCGCUCCUUCAGCCUCACCGCUGAGCACCCUCAGCCUGGAUAGGAAAACGUUCCUCAGACAGAAGCAGUCAAAGCAACUUUUGGCCUCCGACAAGGGAUGGGUGAGAUCGGACCUUAAACGGGGUUGUAUUCACGUCCAUGACUGGCUCACGCCCUCCUACCCACGGCCGGUGCUGUGCACAGUGGAUACUACUGCUAAAGAGGUGGCCCGUAAGCUGGAAGCAAGUAAAGCUGGGGCUGUCUUGAGAAUCAACUGCAUAACAACUGCUGAUGUAAAUAUCUGUAAGACUAGUAAUGGACAGACUGAUGACAUACAUAGUAUAGGAUUGGAUCCCAAAGACAUAAAGGCAGAAGAGAAUGAAUCUCUGCAGUAUAACAGUCACACAAAACAUUAUUUUGAUACUAAACUGUCUUGUAACCCAUUUGUAGAUGACAGAACUGCAAGUAACUCUUCAUCUGAGGUUUGUCUGAAUGACAUUGGCGUGGAUUUGAAUUCGAGUGUGGCAGACGGUUAUGUUGUCUACUCUGGAUCAGAUAUAGAGAGUAGCACUUGUGAAGACUUCAGCCUAGGAGGACCUAAAAGCACAGUACACCAGGACUCGCUAAGUGAUGGCACGGGUUUGGGUACGGACUCAUCAGCAUUGAGCCCAAACUGUGACAGUGCCCCAGAGGGACCUGACCCAUUUGAGAGCUCCUCUGAGGAGAUCGAGCUCACAUCCUCACCAGCCCAUUCCACAUGCAAUUCUCCUGCAGACCAGCCCACUACCACUGACCUCACAAAUACCCCCGAGCAAUCGAUAAGCACACUAGAGAUUGACAGUGGGACUAUAGCUGGUGACUGCAGUGAUUCACCCCAACUCAUCAAACCUCCAUCAAAAUGCUCCAGCAGCUCUCUGACUCGGCCCCUAAGCAGCCAAGCAUCAGUGCAGUCUGACACGGAGGUUUCAGCAGGGAGCAGAGGCUGGUCAGAGCACAUCAAUACUAGCCCAACUCCUUCUCUCUUUGUCCAGCUGCACGGUGGAGUUGUGCGACAUUUACAAGAUGAGGAGAAGCCUCUGCAAAUAUUAAAUGAGUACCUGACUAGCUUGGGCUUUGAAGACCCAUGGAGGGUGCAGGAGGAGGGGAUGAAUGCUGGUAUUGGCUGCCUGAUUCGUUUCUACUUUGGAAAACCUCGAGCAAUAGGUGGUUCAGAGCGCGUGCAACUCUCUGGGGUGUUCAAUGUCCGCAAAGGGAAGCUGGCGUUACCUGUCAACCGCUGGUCCAAACGUCAGGUCACUCUGAGUGGAACCUGCCUUAUUGUGUCGUCUGUGAAACACGCACACACGGGCAAAAUCCAUAUCCUCCCUCUUGUUGGUGGCAAGGUCGAUGAGGUGAAGAGGCACAGCCACUGUUUGGCCCUGAGCUCCGCUGGUCCCCAGAGCCAGACCUACUACAUCAGCUACGACUCCUACACAGAGCACCUCCGCUGGCACAGAACGGCCUCAAAGAUUGUGUCCCAGAGGGUGAACUCGGUCGACCUGUCAUGCUGCAGUCUAGAGGAACUGCCAGCUCAGUUGUUUUUCAGCCAGGACCUCACACAUCUCAAUCUCAAAAACAACUUCAUGUCCUUGCACAAAGGUGUUCCAGCACUUACCAGGUUUUGUAAACUGAAGAGCCUCAGUUUGUCUAAUAAUGAACUGUCGGAGUUCCCACUGGCCUUGUGUGACAUCAUCUCCCUGACUGAGCUCAACUUGUCAGGAAAUUACCUUUCAUCUCUUCCUGUAGAAGUAGGAACCAUGCUCAACUUGCAGGCACUUCUUCUGGACGCAAACCAUCUGAGUUCAUUGCCUGAGGAACUGGGCUCCUUAAAGAGCUUGGCCUACCUUGGCUUGUCCUUCAACUCUUUCACCUGUGUUCCCCCUGUCCUGGAGAAGCUCAGAGACAUAGAGAAACUGUGUCUGGCAGGAAACCAACUCUCUUUCUUGGAUAUGGCAGAACUGCAGUGGUUGCCUGCCUGUCACAUAGAUCUCAGGCUGAACUGGCUUCAAAAGGUGACAUUGGGAGAUAUGGAGCAGCUAGUCCACAUAGUGCACCUGGACCUAAGGGAUACUCGUUUACCAGUGCUGGAUGUCAGGCCUCUCUGUAAACUGGAGGUUCUCCGCUGUGACAGAAACACACUUUCCCUCCUCAAAGUCAGCGGACACACCCUCAAGAGCCUGCAUGCUGCACACAAUGAGCUCAAAGAACUAGAAGUACAGCCUGUGCCAGAGAAUCUGACUGUUUUGGAUUUGUCCUGGAACAAGCUUGGCCUAGUUCCUGACUGGGUGUGUGACAGCAAUAGACUGGAACUUUUGGACAUCAACCAUAAUUGUAUUACAGAGCUACCCAUACGGUUGCUGUCCAGUGGGAGCCUGAUAAAGCUGUUUGCAGGCUGGAAUGCUCUUUGUCAGUUGGCUGAGUUGCUGGAGAGAUCACAGCUAGAAACCUUAGACAUGCAGCACAAUCAUCUGACUGAACUUCCAAACAACCUCUUCAUCAAAGCCCAGAACUUGCAGUACCUAAAUGUGUCAGCUAAUAAGCUGGAGUGCCUCCCUGCAGCUGGCCUAUCACAUGAAAACUUGAGCAACCUGAAGGAGCUCUAUGUGACCUACAACAGCUUGACAGACAAAUGUGUCCCUCUCCUACCAGCGCAUGCCCACCUUAGAGUUCUUCACCUUGCUUAUAACCAACUGCAGACCUUCACUGCCAGUAAACUGGCACAACUGGAGCGUCUCGAGGAGUUGGACCUGAGCGGCAACAGACUGAGGACUGUGCCCACAACGAUCCUGAGUUGUCAGCGCCUGCAAACACUGUCUGCGCACUCCAAUUGCAUUGAUGCCUUCCCGGAGGUCCUGCAGCUGCCUGAGAUAAAGUGUGUUGACCUGAGCUGCAACGAGCUAACUGAGGUUACUCUGCCAGAGUCGCUACCUCCCAAACUUCAGGAACUGGAUCUCACAGGAAAUCCCCGUCUCAACCUGGACCACAAGAGCCUGGAGCUUCUUAAUAAUAUCCGAUGUUUAAGGGUGGACCUGUUCCCCUCUGCAUCAAGUGCCAGUGAGAGCCACGGAGGCCCAGCAGUCUGGAGCCACGGCUACACGGAGGCUUCCGGAGUCAAAAACAAGUUGUGUGUGGCAGCUCUUGCCCUGGACACAUUCUGUGGCGUCCGUGAAGCUCUGUAUGGUGUUUUUGAUGGCGACAGGAAUGUUGAGGUGCCUUACUUGCUGCAGUGCACCAUGGGGGAUGUGUUAGCAGAGGAGCUCCAAAGGGGCCCAAGCCAGGGAGAUUACAUGACAAACACUUUCCUCACCAUGCAACGGAAACUGGGCACAGCAGGCCAAAGAAUGGGAGGCUCAGCAGCUUUAUGUCACAUUAGACAUGACCCAGUGCCUCCUGGUGAGCAUGGCGGCUGCUUUACCCUAAAGGCUGCCAACGUAGGCAGAUGCCAAGCUGUUUUGUGCAGAGAUGGAAAAGCUAUGCAACUCUCCACCAUCCACACUGUCAAAGAAGAACUAGAGUACGAGAGGGUCAGGCAGCAUAAUGCCAUCAUCACGGAGGACAAUAAAGUCAGUGGUGUGACUGACUCCACCAGAAUGAUGGGAUAUUCCUUCCUGUGCCCAUCAGUCACCCCCCGGCCACACAUCUCUGUGGUAACACUCACCCCACAGGAUGAGUUUGUUCUGCUGGGCAGCAGAGGCUUGUGGGACAUGUUGUCUCCCAGCGAGGCAGUGGAAGCCGUCAGGAAUGUUCCCGACGCCCUGGCUGCCGCGAAGAAGCUUGUAACUCUGGCUCAGAGCUUCGGCUGCUCCGACAGCCUCAGUGCCGUCGUCGUCCAGCUCAGUAUCACCCAAGACUGCUGCUUCUGUGAGCUGCCGCCUCCACCUCCCAGCCCAGGCUUGGGUGUGCACGUGCAAACCGGUGUUCACCCUUGUUUGGUGAGCGGCGACGGGGGCAGCUUACCGCUGCUGCCUGCUUCGUCGGGAACUGUCAGCGAGCUGAGCGAGUUCAGCAUGUCUGAAAUGAGCAGCGAGGUGGGCUCCACAGCAUCCUCAGAAGAGCCACCUCUUCAAACUGAGCCAAUAGCGUCUCAUCUGAGCCUGCCAGGAAGAACCGGCAUGCGGCGUGUCGGUUGCGGCACUGGCAGCUUCCAGAGGCAAUUCUCUGGAGCGCUGUCCGACAACGGGCUUGACAGCGAAGACGAGGAGCCCAUUCCGGGGGUCUUUUCUAACGGGAGUCGUGUGGAGGUUGAGGCUGAUGUGCAUAGCCUGCACAGCAGGGGCCACUCUCAUAUGCCCUCAAGCACAAGGGUUCCUCAGUCCGUCGCGUCCAGUCAUGAUCCGUCGCCUCUUCCCAUCUCAGCUACCCCUUUCCCUGUCACUCCAUCCUCCCCCUGCCUCAGUGGAGAGACUCAAUCAGGCACUCUGGGACGUAGGGCUCGAGCUAACGGUUCUGUUGCCUGCCAAGGGAGAAACCAGGACGUGAUUGAGGAAGCGGCAGAUGCACCCGUUAGGAAGCAAGGGGGCUACUUUAACGCUCCUGCCCAACCCGACCCUGACGAUCAGUUCAUCAUUCCACCCGAGCUGGAGGAGGAAGUGCGGCAGAUCAUCCAGCAGCAGGAGCAGCUGGAGACUCACCAGCAAGCACCCACCUACCAGAAACCCAUAGACUAUUUCAUCACACCUCUGUAACUCUUGUCAUCUGCCGUAGUGGCGGCCAUCUCCAUCUAACAAUCCAGACGUCGGUCACUUUGAUUCAUUUUGCACCACUUGGUCCAAAACCCGAGGAUUCAGAUUGUUAAGGACCAGACUGUUUUUUAUUUGCUUUAUUUCUACAGUUAACUCUGUGCCCCAGAAAGUCAAUGCAAUUUUUAUAACACUCAUGUUGAUUAAAUCAUCACAUUUAAUGUAUUUGAUUUGAAUUGAUACAGCAUCAUUAAUUUGAAGAAGCAUUGUAAAUGCUUUUAGUAUCAUUUUGACUACAUCGCAUCAUCGAUGGUACGUUUCAACAGUGUUGUUUUGUUGAUGCUCACACUUCUUUUGGCCUUGGUUGUUAAGUCAGGCCUUCCAGGAUUUUGAAAUUGUUGCGGGCGUAAAUUCCUGAGUUCGCAGGAGUUUUUUUUUUCCCAAAAAUUGCGUUGGAAGUUGCUGUGUUUUUUCUAGAUGUUUGUUGCAAUAUAAUUUCGGGAGAAAGUAAAAAUUGCAAUAAACCGUGAUUUUCCUCUGUGUAAUUUAUAGAGACAUUUUUUUUAAAGAAGCAAUUAAUGAGCAUAUAUUGAGAGCAAAAAGACUGAGAAAAGCAUCUUACUGACAUGGCACACAAAAAUGUAGCAAAAUAGGUUUUAUUCAGCCACAACAAAGUACACCUCUAGUCCUGUCAGGGAAGACUAACAAUCACAGCUCAGCCUUCACAUGAGAAAAACAUAAAAACUUUCACAGUUAAAAAUCAUUCAUGAAGAUGACUACAGUAAAUGAUGCAAAAUUCUCUCAAAGCAACAUACUAAAGGCACUUCAUACUAUGUUGACACGUCAUACAAGCUGUACGCUGACUACUCUACAGUCAAUUAUAUCCAGGCUAGUAGUCUCCCUUGAAUAUAUACCGAAUAUGUACAUAUUCCUAUGGUCAUUUUCAGUAUACAGUGGAUCCCUGCAUACUUGCAAUUCAGCAUUGGCUGAUAUUUGUUCAACAUUUUGUUAUUUCUUUCACAAAAAUACGCAGUUUUUUUUUACACAAACACAUCUCAUUCAACCCGAGUCACUGCUAAUUUAUAAAUAAGUGAUGAGAGGUAAAAUGUACAGCAUACAUAUACUACUCUUAUAAAAGGUCCACAAUUUUUUAUGUUUACCUUUACGCAAUGCGUUGAGAUUUUGGCAGUCCUUGAACGCACCAUAGUUGCUGUGAGACGCAAAAGUGAAACUAAACUUCUACACCGUGACUCAGAUUCCAUCUGUUCAUCCAUCGUCUUACAUUAUCAUUCAUUAGUGCUGAUGUGAUUCAUAUUGAAGAGAGAGAGGUUCUGGAGAAUAAUUACAACAGUCACGCUUAUUGCAAAUGUUGAUCUGAAAUCGGAAGACAACAACAUCCAGCUAGCAGGAGGAUUUGUAGGGGGCUCUGUGUCAAAAGUAAAACAUUUUCAUGGGCGUAUCAAUUACUCCAAUCGAGUGGUCUUGGAAAAUAAACCCUGUGAAUAGCAGGGAUCUACUGUAUUAUUUUUUUCAUAGUGUAUUUAGGCAUGGUGUGUUUACCUACAUGUCUUAACCAACAGUUGCCUUCAGUGUGUUCCAUCUGCUGGUAUUUUUACACAUGACCACUUAACACAAAUGUGUGCAUCGUUUGCAAAACACCACCACAGGCUCCCUUAUUGUCUGCUGUGAUCUAUAUUGGUGAUUUUUGUUGGUAAAUGAGAGAUGAUGAGAUUAUCAUCUCACACAGACGUCUGCCAAUGUGAAUAAGGAAGUAGGACAUGGCUGGGCGAUGCAGGACCACAUUUGAUUGGUUAGACAGUUGAUGUGCGCGUUUGACCGUUAUUCAGGGACAAAUUCGAUGGUCGAAAAUGACGAUUGGCCAAAACGUGUGGGGAAGUUGUCGGGACUGGACGUAGUUGUGAGGUUGCGCAUAUUUUCCGGGAAUUUGCAAGAAUCGCAACAUUGUGAAAUCCUGGAGGGUCUGGUUAGUAAACUGUUUAACUCCAAGGAGUUUAAAACUCUUAAGUGACCUAGUCACUGAUGCAUGCUAAUAUUCUCUGAGAGAACAGAUUUAUUUCUGAAGGCUGUUGUUCCAUGUUUGUGUUAUGGCAGUAUUGAGUGGUGCUGCGGUGGUGAGUGAAUGCUGAACAAGAGGAUCGUACUGUACGAACCGGCCCAGUGAAUGUUCUCACAACUGUUACAUAUUUCUCAAUGCACAAGAAAGCUCUUUUAAUACAAUAUAUAAAACAUGUACAUUUUCAGAUAACUAUUUCAUGUUGACUCAUGUCUUUAAUAAAGAUGGCCAUGAAGAUAUACAGUACACCGUACUGACCCA